This is a messenger RNA of Mus musculus (house mouse), 2869 nucleotides long. It is a transcript of the gene Cisd2, whose product is annotated as CDGSH iron sulfur domain 2. Bases 73 to 480 code for a protein of 135 amino acids. Lineage: Eukaryota; Metazoa; Chordata; Mammalia; Rodentia; Muridae. The transcript has 3 exons. The record is from RefSeq and is marked validated. Gene Ontology annotation, biological process: regulation of autophagy. Gene Ontology annotation, cellular component: perinuclear endoplasmic reticulum; endoplasmic reticulum; mitochondrial outer membrane. Gene Ontology annotation, molecular function: 2 iron, 2 sulfur cluster binding; protein homodimerization activity.
CCGCGAGCCCGCCGGCCGCUUCCGCUCUCACGCAAGCGCAGCAGCCGGGCAGCGGACGCCGCCGGCGGCAGGAUGGUCCUGGACAGCGUGGCCCGCAUCGUGAAGGUGCAGCUGCCCGCCUACCUCAAGCAGCUCCCGGUCCCCGACAGCAUCACCGGGUUCGCCCGCCUCACAGUUUCAGACUGGCUCCGCCUACUGCCCUUCCUCGGGGUACUUGCGCUUCUGGGCUACCUCGCAGUGCGCCCAUUCUUCCCAAAGAAGAAGCAACAGAAGGAUAGCUUGAUCAAUCUUAAGAUACAAAAGGAAAAUCCCAAGGUGGUGAAUGAGAUAAACAUUGAAGAUCUGUGUCUCACCAAAGCAGCUUAUUGUAGGUGCUGGCGGUCCAAGACGUUUCCUGCCUGUGAUGGAUCCCAUAAUAAGCAUAAUGAAUUGACAGGCGAUAACGUGGGUCCUCUCAUCCUGAAGAAGAAAGAAGUAUAGCAGUGGCCAUUUGAGAUGAAACUCUGACAGAGUGUUUCCAUGUGUGUUGUGCAUAGAAAAGUCUUUGGAAGUUUUAACUCUCAGUACUGGUUGAAUAAUUAUUUCUGCCAGUUAUUUUCUUGCUACACUACUGCUUAUAUUUGGUACUUUAUAUAGUCAGUCAUUUCUAUAGAAAUCAGAUGGUCAAGUCUCAUUCUGAAAUUAAGUUUAAUGUGUCUUUCAACAAUAAAGUCAGCACUUCAGAUUUUAAUUAAUUGGGAAUUUAAAGUUUGACUGUGGGCCAAAAGUUAUUUCUUUGUAUAUCAGUAUUUCAACAGAAUACAUAGUUUUAAAAAAAUUAUCCUUUGUUCUGUUAAAUGUAUCUUUAUAUUGUCUUGUUUUGCUCAUUUGAAGUCAUUUGCCAUUUUUUUGGCCUUUUGUGGAACUCUGCUGCUUUUAGAAGAAUUAUGAAAAAUAAUUGCCAUCAACAAUAUUUUGAGGCAGUAAAACCCCUUGUUUUAUAGAGACUUUCAUCUUAUUACCAUGAUUAUCCCAAUUUCUAAAAAGUAAAUCAGAUAUAAAAAUUUCCAAUUAGAAACAAUUAUUUUCAUCAUAAAAAUGGUUCACCUUACAAAAGCCUUGUUGUGUGUGUGAGGGUGUGAGGGUGUAUAUGUGUGUGUGAGUAUGUGUGUGUGUGUGAGAGAGAGAGAGUAUGUGUGUGUGUGUGUGGUGCUUAACUUGGAGACUGCUGGGUGGCAAGAGCACUCAUGAACUAGAGUUUGAAGAUCAGUUAGAUAUUAAAUAACUGAAUUUGCAUUAAAAUGAUGCAUAGUUCAUUGCUCAAAAUUAUGUUUUAUCUUUUCUGUUGUAAAUUAUAGAGAAACGGCAACAGGAUAUUAAGUUCUUGUAUUCUAAUGGAUUGAAUUUGUACAUACUGAGAGAAAAUAUUUUGAUCUUUUUUAAAAGAGAUAACUCUUGUUGUAUUUUUUUAACGUCACAAAAUAUAGAUCAAACACUUGUGGGCAUAAUGACAGAAAAAAAGUCUGGAAGGACCAAGGACUAUGACUAUGACACAGCAUGGUCCACUUGCACGGAUAAGGACGAGGACUUAGCAAAGGUUGCUGCUUUUACUCUCUAUUUCUCUUCCCCCCCCCCCCCCCCCGCAACAAACCUUUAUAUGCUUUGCUUUUAAUUGAUCUUUUCUUAAUUGAGGCUUUGAAUAGAAUCGUCAUAGCACAGUUAAGCUCUUUAGGCCCGAGUGAUAAGACCUGAUUGAUUGUCUAAGGAUAGGGUGGAGCCAGCAGGGCAGGAAGCAUCAUCACAAGUGGAUUAGACAGAGGCUGUUCGAGGAGAGGAAGCCACACACGUGUUACAGCAAAUACUGAAAAAACCAAAACACCAACAGUCCUUUCACGUCUGGCUCCUAAGUGAAAUGACACGUCAAGGGCAAGGUAGGCUAAAUAAAGAAGGUGGGCUUUAAGUAUGUACUUCAGUUCUGCCGUGUUCCCCCAGAAGCAGGGUAAAAGCAAGACAGUUAAAUCUGGGGACACUCACCUGUCUGCCUGCUGGAGUAGAUGGACCAUCUCUAGGAUUUCUUCUUUAUUAAAUGAGCACACAGUAUGCCUGGUACCACAUGAAUUCUGUUUGUUCUCUUUCUUUAGCUAUCCUAUCUAGCAGUUUGAGAAAGACUAGUGAUGGCAAGCUAAAAAGGAAAAUGAUUACCAGUCAACUUGUCACAAAAUUAAGUUACACUGACACAGUUUGUAGUCUUAGUUUGUGUAUUGUAAAGUGUAAAUAAUGUUAAAACAGACAGACAUGUUUUAGAAAGACUUAUUUCAUGUGUAUGAGUGCCUGUCUGCCUGUCUGUGUGUCUGUCUGUGCACCAUGCACAUGCCUGGUGCCCGAGGAAGCCAGAGAGAAUGUUGGAUCCCUGGAACUGGAAUUAACAGAUAGUUGUGAGCUACCAUGUGAAUACUGGGAACUGAACCUGGUCUCCUACAAGAACAUCCAGUGCUAUUAACAACUGAGCCAUCUCUCUAACCCUAUAAAACUUUUAAUAAAAGAGGUUAUGAUUGGUUUGAAGUAGCAACUGAAAUGUGGAAGGAAGUAUUCCGAAAGGCAGAAGUGGUACAAAGCCGUGUCUGCUCACUCCACUCAUGGUACUGAGGAUGGAACCCAGGGCCUCCCACACCCUGGCAAGAGCCCUUCACACUGAGCUCCGUCUUGAGUUGUAUCUUUUCAAUAGCAUAAACCAUUGAGACAAAAUACAAGAAAGUUUUCCAUAUAGGUUUACUGGAAUUUUUGAAUUAUUUGUGAUUUUAGCCUACUAUCAGAAGUCUCUUUAGUUUUAUUUUACAAGUCUCAUGUAAGAGCUAUUCUUAAACUAUUAAAGAUACAACCUACUCGUUCA